This is a messenger RNA of Chironomus riparius, 1263 nucleotides long. The record is from the annotation of a GenBank genome assembly. NCBI's taxonomy places the organism in Eukaryota, Metazoa, Arthropoda, Insecta, Diptera, Chironomidae.
UUCGGGUUAGUAUUUGCAUAUUUUUCAAAAAUUUAUUCUCUUACAAUAUUCAAUAAAGCAAGCAGGUAUUUCCAAGAGGAAAUCCCAAAAAAUAAAUCUUAAAGAUAUUCCCAGAAAAUGAAAUAAAAAUGAUUCUCAGAACUUUGUCAACUCUCAAGAAGAUCAGAAGUGAACAAGAUAUUUUCUAGUAAAUUUUAAUUAUUUUCGAAAAAAAUGGAAGCUACAAAAGAAAUAAAACUAGUGAAUCAAAAAGAACUGAAAAACAUUUUCUUUGAAAUUAAAUGGCCCACAGUGAUUCAAACUGCAUCAAUUUACGUAUUUGGUGUCAUUGGUGUCAUUGGACUGUUAACAGGACAUUGGAAGUUUUUGACAUUUUUGUGGGCAUUACUAAUCUUCAUUGUAUGCGGAUUCUCAAUGAAUAUUGGAAGUCACAGACUAUUGGGACACAGAUCAUUUAAGACAAAUCGAGUACUGAAAUUAAUUUUGAUUUUUGGUCACACACUUUCUGGACAGUGGAGCAUAAUCAACUGGGUAAGAAGUCACAGAGCUCAUCACAAAUACACAGACACUGCUAAGGAUCCAACGAAUAUUAAGAAAGGAUUUUGGUUUUCACAUAUUUACUGGAUGUUUUGGUAUUCACCAGCUGUUGAAAAAGCUAUCUUGUCAAUUGAUGUUAGUGAUUUGAAAGCAGAUAAAGAUCUGAUGUUCCAAUAUGACUACUUCCUCCUUAUUCACUUCUUCAGCGUAGCAAUAUUUCCAGUCAUUGUGCCAGUUUUCCUUUGGAAUGAAGCAUUAUGGAUUGCAUGUUUGGCUAAUUUCACUAGAUUAUUAGCUAACUUGACACAACUUAGUGUUUUUAAUAGUGUCAUGCAUUCCCAUGGUCCGAAACCUUAUGAUGAGAAAACGUCAGCUGUUGACAAUAUUUUUGCAAUUAUCUUCACAUUUGGUGAAGGCUUUCACAACUUCCAUCACACAUUUCCUUCCGACUAUAAAUGUGCUGAAUUUGGUGACUUAAAGCACUUUAACUUAUCAGCAUGUAUCAUCGAUUGGUGGUACAGACGAGGAUGGGUUACAGACAGAAAUGAAGCAACAAAAUCGAUGAUUGCACAGACGAAAAUAAAGAGCGGAGACGGAACUCAUUGGUUUGAGUCUGAAAAUAUACUCAGCAAUCCACAAUGGGGACAUAAAGAUGAACAAAAAAUUGAGGAAUUUUUUAAGGAUUUUGAGUUUUGAGAUAUUUUAACGACCUCAAAUAAAUGAUUU